Lepus europaeus (European hare) is the source of this 1269-nucleotide messenger RNA. It is a transcript of the gene FSBP, whose product is annotated as fibrinogen silencer binding protein. Lineage: Eukaryota; Metazoa; Chordata; Mammalia; Lagomorpha; Leporidae. The transcript is spliced from 2 exons. The coding region runs from base 157 to 1056 and encodes 299 amino acids. The record is from RefSeq and is a predicted model, not a curated record.
AGCUGGAGGAAUUUUAAUAAACCCUCCCCUGUAGGCGUGGGCCUAAAUGAAGCUAGCCUAGUUAAGCCUGAUCUUUUUCUGUUUGUGAAAAGAGCUGAACAGAGCUGAAGGCUGCAUGGUGGCUUCAGGAGCUGCCUACUUAAUUUGAAGAGAACAAUGGUAGGAAAGGCUAGAUCUUCCAAUUUUACCUUAUCUGAAAAGCUUGAUUUACUAAAGCUUGUGAAGCCAUAUGUGAAAAUUCUUGAAGAACACACUAAUAAACAUUCAGUAAUAGUGGAAAAGAAUAGAUGUUGGGAUAUCAUAGCAGUUAACUAUAAUGCAAUUGGAGUAGACCGCCCUCCUCGAACAGCGCAGGGCCUACGCACCCUUUACAAAAGGCUCAAAGAAUAUGCCAAACAGGAGCUAUUGCAGCAAAAAGAGGCCCAAUCAGAUUUUAAAAGCAAUAUUUCUGAGCCAACCAAGAAAGUUAUGGAGAUGAUUCCCCAGAUUUCCAGUUUUUGCCUGGUAAGAGACAGGAACCACAUACAAAGUGCAAACUUGGAUGAGGAGGCACAGGCUGGUACCAGUUCUCUACAGGUAAUGUUGGAUCACCAUCCUGUUGCCAUUACAGUAGAGGUGAAGCAAGAAGAAGACAUUAAGCCACCUCCUCCACUGGUUUUAAAUCCUCCACAGAGUGAUGCUUUAGAGCAAAGAGAAGAGAAUGAAUUAGUGCAUGCCAUGGAAAGAUCUGUGUCGCCAUCCCUCUCCUCUGUUGACAUGAGAAUGACGACGUCUCCAUCUCCUGUCCCAAGGAGAGAUGAUAUUUUUCGGCAUGAGAGUGGAGAACACUUUAGGUCACUCUUAGGGUGCGAUCCUCAAAUCUUGCAGAUUUUGAAAGAGGAGCAUCAGGUGAUUUUAGAAAAUCAAAAAAAUUUUGGGUUGUAUGUUCAGGAGAAGAGGGAUGGAUUGAAAAGAAGGCAGCAGCUAGAGGAAGAGCUACUAAAAGCAAAAAUUGAAGUGGAGAAGCUGAAAGCAGUUCGCUUACGGCAUGGUCUACCUGAAUAUAAUAGUUUCUAAGAUUUUUUUUUUUUCAGGCUCGCAAUUUGAUAGUUUAAAUUUUAGCUAGAUUGCUUUAAUUCAGGAAUACCCUGAUGCAGAACACAUAUCCUUGGAAAAUGUAAUUAAUCUCUACUAUGGAAAAACUUUUUGACUUUUUUUCUAGUUAUUUAAUUUUCUUGUAAUGUAUUAAAACUGAUUAAUGUAUUAAAUGCUGAUUGAUUGGCACAGUUA